ACUGGCGCCCACUUCCCUCCUAGUCAUCCUGGCCAAGUACCGGCUGGACGGGAGGAAGGACGCCCGGGCGCUCAGCAGCAACUCCCUCACCGAGGGCCCCGAGCAGGACGGCCUGGAGGACCCCCGGCUGGAGAAGCUGUGGCACAAGGCGAAGACCUCCGGCAAGUUCUCCAGGGACGAGCUGGACAAGCUGUGGCGGGAGUUCCAGCACCACCGGGAGAAGGUGCAGGAGUACAACGUCCUGCUGGAGACGCUGAGCAGGACCGAAGAGAUCCAGGAGAACGCCAUCAACCCCUCGGACAUGCGCCACGCACAGGAGGAGGUGCUGCACAGCCGGCACGCGGAGCUCAAGGACCGGCUGCGGCGCAUCAGCCAGGGCUACGACCGGCUGCGGAAAGUCAGCCACCAGGGCUACGGCGCUGAGGCGGAGUUCGAGGAGCCGCGGGUGAUCGACCUGUGGGACCUGGCCCAGUCGGCCAACUUCUCUGAGAAGGAGCUGGAGGCCUUUCGGGAGGAGCUGAAGCAUUUUGAAGUGAAGAUUGAGAAGCACAACCACUACCAGAAGGAGCUGGAAAUUUCGAAUCAGAAGCUGCGGCACGUGGAGCGGUUCGGGGACCACGAGCACCUCAGCCGGAACAAGGAGCGCUACGCGCUGCUGGAGGAGAAGACCAAGGAGCUGGGCUACAAGGUGAAGAAGCACCUGCAGGACCUGUCGGGCCGCAUCUCCCGAGCGCGCCACAACGAGCUCUGAGGACGUCCUGGCGUGGCCCGCGCUCGGGGUGGCGUCUGCGUGAGCCAGACCUGGGACCGGGGACAGCGUGGCCGUGACCAGGGCGGUGGCCUCAGACGCCCCGCAGAGCCGCUGCCCUGCGCCCGAGCGCUGAUUCCCCUGCCGCUGG
This is a messenger RNA of Myotis lucifugus (little brown bat), 899 nucleotides long. It is a transcript of the gene LRPAP1, whose product is annotated as LDL receptor related protein associated protein 1. Gene Ontology annotation, molecular function: receptor antagonist activity; heparin binding; low-density lipoprotein particle receptor binding. The record is from RefSeq and is a predicted model, not a curated record. Gene Ontology annotation, cellular component: endomembrane system; endosome; cis-Golgi network. Bases 302 to 751 code for a protein of 149 amino acids. NCBI's taxonomy places the organism in Eukaryota, Metazoa, Chordata, Mammalia, Chiroptera, Vespertilionidae. Gene Ontology annotation, biological process: negative regulation of receptor internalization; negative regulation of very-low-density lipoprotein particle clearance. The transcript has 6 exons.